Messenger RNA from Cyclospora cayetanensis, 663 nucleotides. RefSeq names its product transmembrane emp24 domain-containing protein 9. Lineage: Eukaryota; Apicomplexa; Conoidasida; Eucoccidiorida; Eimeriidae. Bases 1 to 663 code for a protein of 220 amino acids. The record is from RefSeq and is a predicted model, not a curated record. Gene Ontology annotation, biological process: endoplasmic reticulum to Golgi vesicle-mediated transport; intracellular protein transport; Golgi organization. Gene Ontology annotation, cellular component: COPII-coated ER to Golgi transport vesicle; endoplasmic reticulum; Golgi apparatus. The transcript is spliced from 4 exons.
AUGAGGAGGUUUCAGAAGAUCGAUGUGCCCCAGGCGCUGCCAGCCGGGGCGCUGGUCGUCAUUGCACUGUGCUGUUGGGUUCAGACAGCAACGGCAGCUUACUUCUACGUGCAGGAGUCUCACGAAAAGUGCUUCAUCGAAAGCGUACCAGCUGAUUUGGCGCUUACAGCAGCAUACAAGGACCAUGAAAACCCAGGCGUAACAUGCAGUAUCAUCUUCAAGGACCCCACAGGGCGCAGCGUUUACAGCCGGGAGGUGCUACCCACAGACAUGGAAGGGAAAGUUACGCACGUGACAACAACGCCUGGAGAGUACCAAGUUUGUAUUUCGUGCUCUCCUUCUAAAUGGUCCAGCACGCAGUUGCUUAAGUGGUCACUCUCCAUUGAACUGGGCGAUACUGACGUCAAUACCGACGAGCUUGCCAAGAAGGAGCACGUAAAUAGCGUUCAUCUGAAACUGCAAGCCAUAGCGCGAAGGGUGGAGGCAAUGCAGGCGGAAAACGACUAUGAAAGGGUGCAGGAAGAACGAUUCCAGCGGACGAGCGAAGCCAUCAACAGUCGCGUUGUGUGGUUUUCAGUAUUGCAACUUUUGCUUUUAUGCGCCUGCACCCUGGCCAGUAUCUUUUACUUGGUCCGCUACUUCCACUCCCACAAGAUCAUCUAA